AUGCCCGGAGCCCAAUGUACUCUCAAUCAUCAGCAGCAGGACGGCAGGGAGGACGGCAGCAGGGAGGACGGCAGCAGGGAGGACGAAGGCAAGAGGAGCAGUGCAUCUGGUCCAUCUAAAUCCGACGACGAGCCCAUUACGUACUUCACAGCCCACAGCCGGCUGCGAUCGCAUCUUGAGGCGGUGGGGGACUCGGUGCUAGCACUCACGUGUGUGCUGCACCUCGUGCGCCAGCAACCACCCCUGUCCAUGUUUCCUUUCUUUGUUUCCCUCUCUAUCGUCCCCUCUCUACUUUCAUGCGUGAGCAACAGGAGUCUGGCGGGCAUAGGAGGGGGGGCGCUGGGCCUGCCGGCAGCCAUGCUGAGCUUCUCAGAUGCGCUGCUCAUGCAGGGCAAGCGCGCCAUGCUUAAAGGGGGGGACACGGUGGAGGGCCUGGAAGCAGCGUCAGCCUUUGUAACCCGCCUGCUGCCCUCGCUAGUGGACUCCCGCGCCACUCUUCCCCACGCACAGAAGCUGGAGUUUGGCCAUCAACUGCCGCAUGUGGGCAGUGUGACAGUGGGCGAAGCAGCAGCAGUGAGGAGAGUGCAGUCUGCAGCUGAGCAGAGUGGUCCUUCAGACCCCGUGAGCAGCACAGCAGUCAGCAGUCCCUGUGAGCUGACUUUUGCAAUCCCCGUGACUCGAUUGCAAGACCCGUCUCUCCAGCAACUGGGCCUCGCGCCGCAGUACUGGUGCGUGUGUGUGAAUGCACCGCUGUGUGUGAAUGCACCGCUGUGUGUGAAUGCACCGCUGUGUGUGAAUGCACCGCUGUGUGUGAAUGCACCGCUGUGUGUGAAUGCACCGCUGUGUGUGAAUGCACCGCUGUGUGUGAAUGCACCGCUGUGUGUGAAUGCACCGCUGUGUGUGAAUGCACCGCUGUGUGUGAAUGCACCGCUGUGUGUGAAUGCACCGCUGUGUGUGAAUGCACCGCUGUGUGUGAAUGCACCGCUGUGUGUGAAUGCACCGCUGUGUGUGAAUGCACCGCUGUGUGUGAAUGCACCGCUGUGUGUGAAUGCACCGCUGUGUGUGAAUGCACCGCUGUGUGUGAAUGCACCGCUGUGUGUGAAUGCACCGCUGUGUGUGAAUGCACCGCUGCGAGGAGGCACACAGGGGAAGGGCAACCCGCAGACACUGAGGCGAGGAGGCACACAGGGGAAGGACAACCCGCAGACACCCCACGUGACGGAGCGAGUGCGAGUGUAUACAGCAUGGAGAAGGAUGGGCACAGGCAUGGGGGCCUCCCUGCUCGAGAGUCCUCAUUCCUCCUCUAUCGCGCCCUCUCCCUGUCUCUAA
Messenger RNA from Closterium sp. NIES-65, 1329 nucleotides. Lineage: Eukaryota; Viridiplantae; Streptophyta; Zygnematophyceae; Desmidiales; Closteriaceae. The record is from the annotation of a GenBank genome assembly.